This is a messenger RNA of Priceomyces carsonii, 3084 nucleotides long. It is a transcript of the gene INP51, whose product is annotated as phosphoinositide 5-phosphatase. Gene Ontology annotation, cellular component: cytoplasm; membrane. The transcript has a single exon. Bases 1 to 3084 code for a protein of 1027 amino acids. The record is from RefSeq and is a predicted model, not a curated record. NCBI's taxonomy places the organism in Eukaryota, Fungi, Ascomycota, Pichiomycetes, Serinales, Debaryomycetaceae. Gene Ontology annotation, biological process: phosphatidylinositol dephosphorylation. Gene Ontology annotation, molecular function: phosphatidylinositol-3,5-bisphosphate 5-phosphatase activity; phosphatidylinositol-4,5-bisphosphate 5-phosphatase activity.
AUGAAGCUAUACCUCAAUGAGAAUCCUAGAACUUUCUUCAUUACUAGCAAUAAUCACGUACUUAUUUUAAGGCACCCAUUUCCUCAGUACAAGAACGGAAGCUCCCAUCAGCAUGCAAAGAACGCAGAUGGAGAUGGUUCAAAGUCCGGUAGUGGCAACCAGCUGUCAAAUGACGUUAUAGUGGAAUUUAUGAGUAUGGAUACAGUGGAUCCAACAAAGUACAGGGAUAUCACUCCGACUAUUACUAGACAAAACAAACAAUUCCUUGGUUUCUUAGGGUUGCUAAAUGUAAAAAGUAAUAUAUAUCUAGGCUUCGUGACAAGGGAAGUCUCAAUUGCAUCACCUAAGACCGGGGAAAUGGUCAAAAAGAUUACAGAGGUUGAUUUUUACUGUUUGAAUAAUGACGAGUAUGACUAUUUGCUUAAUAGAACUUUUCAAGACGAGAACCUUACAUCGCCAUCACUGGCUUAUCCUCAAAUUCAUCAUCACCAUAAUCCGCAGGAGAAGGAGCGGGGACAUACGCCAGCUUCUUCAGUGAAAAAGCUUCUUUCUCUGGGAACUUUUUUUUAUUCUAGAGACUUUGACAUUUGUUCGAAUAUUCAAGAGAGAGGAUUUAACAAGCCUCAAGGCUUUUUGCUAGUAGCUGAUUUGCCUUAUUUCAAAAGAUUUUUAUGGAAUGGGUACAUGAACUCAGAAAUCAUAGAAUUUAGAAAUAGACUAUCACCCAAGGAGAGAUUCCAAUUUGACAAAUGUGGGUUUUUGGUCACAAUAACGAGAGGAUAUGCAAAAACAGUGAAUACCACUGUUGGAGAUGAAGAAGCUAUGCUUUCUCUUAUUUCCAAGCAAUCAUGCAUUAAAAGUGGGCCUCUUUUUGGAUGCUGGGGUUGUGACGAUAAUGGAGCUGUUUCAAAUUUUGUUGAGACUGAAAUAAUCGUUUACACUGAAAAAUACUGCUUCUCAUAUAUUAUAAUACGAGGAAACGUUCCUAUUCAUUGGGAGCUAGAAAACCAUUUUUCAAAGUCCAAAAUUAUAUCAAAGAAGCACAAGACGGUGGUAUUUUCGAGAUCAUUUGAAGCGUCUCAGCAUGCAUUCACACGCCAUUUUGACAGGCUUGUAAAUCAAUUCGGUGAUGUUCAUAUCAUAGAUUCUUUAUCUCAGGAUUACAAGUCUUACAAAGGGCAAUUGAAUGUGAAGUUUAAAGAGCAUAUCGAAUAUUUCAAUAGAAAAAAGAAAGAAGUGGCAAAGUACAAUGAAGAACUAGGAGCUUUAACGAGUUAUAAGUUGUUAUCUACCGAUAUGCCUAUAUCUACAUCCGUAAUGAAGAAGCUAGGAUAUACUGCUGCCCAGCCUUAUGACCUUAUUCCAUUGUUAGUUGACUCUGUAAUCGACUAUAGUGCAACGUUUUAUGAUUGUGGGAAAAAAUCGUUCACUGGAAAACAACUCGGAGUAUUCAGAGUCACAUCAUUUGAUUCCCUUGACAAAGCCAAUUUUAUUUCCAAAGUCAUUACUCAACUAGUAAUCGAAUUAGCGUUUAGAGACAUUGGAAUUCAAGUCAAUCAUGAACUUUUCACGAAACAUGCUAAACUUUGGGAAGAAAAUGAAGAGUUUAUAUCGAAGAUAACCAUUAAUUUUGUUUCCAACUCAGCUAAAUUACAAGCCUCGAGUACCGCAAGUAAAAACUUAUCGUCUUUGUUGCCCAAGAAAUAUUUAAGUGGAGUUGUUGAUACUAAGCCGAAUGAGACUGCUAUGUUAAAACUACUUGGAAGAUUGCAAGAUCAGGAAAGUAUCAGCUUGCAUAAUCCGAUGCAUAGCUAUGUUAUGCAUGAACUUGAAAAAAGAUCGAAAGAAUUCAGCUCGGCUAAGGAUAUUUCAAUAUUUGCAGGAACCUUUAACGUAAAUGGAUCAUGUUAUAACGGAAGCAUCAAAGAAUGGUUGUUUCCACACCUAAAAGAUAUAGCCGAAGCCUAUGAAUUGGUUGUCAUUGGAAUACAAGAGAUCGUAGAACUUAAUGCAACACAGAUGGUAAAUACUGACUCUGCUAAUCGAUAUUUCUGGGAAGAGAAGUUGCGUAAUUCAUUAAAUGAAUUGAACAUGUCUGGCAAAAGAUAUGCCUCCCUAUGGACUGGUCAAAUUGGGGGUAUUGCGUUGUUCUUGUUUGUCCAAGAACAAGAAUUGGAGAAUAUUUCCAAUGUAGAGGGAUCAUAUAAAAAGACUGGAUUGGGAGGUAUGAGUGCCAAUAAAGGUGGAGUUGCGGUUAGAUUUACUUACUCCAAUACAGAAUUAUGUUUCAUAUCAUCACAUUUAGCAGCUGGAUUGAGCAACGUUGAUGAAAGACAUCAAAACUAUAAGACUCUAGUUAAAGGUUUAAAAUUUUCUAAGAAUAGAAGAAUUAAGGAUCAUGACGCAGUAAUAUGGUUGGGUGAUUUUAAUUUUCGUAUAGAUUUACCUAACGAAUUAGUUAAAGAACUAAUUGAACGAAAAGAUUUCGCAAAGUUGUUUGAGUCUGAUCAAUUGAAUGUGCAAAUGGCAAAGGGUGAAACGUUCCCAUUUUUUGACGAGAUGGAAAUCCAGUUUCCACCGACUUAUAAAUUCGACAAUGGAACCCAAACGUACGAUACAAGUGAAAAACAAAGAAUUCCUGCUUGGACUGAUAGGAUAUUAAGUCUCUCAAGAAAUAAGAUCUUGAAGCAAAUCCUAUACAACUCAGCGCCCGAGGUGGUGUUUUCAGACCACAGACCCGUCUAUGGAAUUUUCAUGUGCUCGGUGAACAUUGUAAACGAAAAUAUGAAAGAGAGAUUACUCAAUGGUUUGUACGAAAGUUAUAGAAAAACAUUUGGCAAUGAUAUUUUUUUCACAAAACAAAACUUAUCAUUUUUACUUAACAACAACAAGGCACUCCCAGCACCAAGUUCUGAAAUCCACAAAUGGUGGCUUGAAGGAGGUAAAGCAGCAAAAAUAGAUAUUCCAAAGUUAAACAAAACAGAAGGAGAAUCAUACGUGAUCAAUCCUAAGUUGCCCGCUAAUCCAUUUGAAGUUACAGAUCAACCAGAAUUUCUCUCAAAGAGCAGCUUGCUUAAAUUAUGA